Molecule: messenger RNA, 1527 nt
Organism: Anoplophora glabripennis (Asian longhorned beetle)
Lineage: Eukaryota; Metazoa; Arthropoda; Insecta; Coleoptera; Cerambycidae
Exons: 5
Coding region: 53-796 (247 amino acids)
Source: RefSeq, a predicted model, not a curated record
UAUACUCAUCAAGGAGACGUAGAAAGCUUUAUUGCAAACUUUGAUAUUAAGAAUGAAGUUUCUUGUAGUAUUAUGUGUUUUAUGGCAACUUGCACAGUGUAAAGUGUUACCCGAACGACUUAAGCCAUACAGGUGUAAGAAAACCGAUCCGGAAUUUAGCAAAUGUGUUUUGGAUGGGUUCGAAAAAAGUCACGGCCUUUUCGAUGAGGGCAUACCAGAACUUAAUUUACCACCCUUUGAUCCAUUUGAAUUACCCUUGUUGACUGUAAACAGGACUGUUAAUGAGCUAGUUAGCAUUAAUGCCGUAUGUAAGAACAUCAAGACGAUUGGUGGAAGCAAUAGAGUUAUAGAAGAUUUGAAAGCCGAUCCCGUCAAACAAACCGGAGAAAUUAGAGUAACUCUUCCUUGGGUGAACCUUAAUAUGGACUAUGACGUGGUCGGUCAACUCCUUAUCAUUCCCUUGAGAAGUAUUGGCCACUUUGAAGGAAACUUCACUAACACGCAAAUGUACGUCAAAGGAAACUUGAAGAAAUAUAAAAAAGACGGAGAAGAAUACUUCAAAGUAAAUAAAAUAGAUACAAAAAUAACAGUAGGAGAUGGAAGUAUUAAACUAACUGCCAAAGAUCCGCAACAUCAAUUUGAAGCCGAUUUAAUAACUCUAUUUUUCAAUGAAAACCCUCGUCGAGUGAUGGAUGCCAUCAAUCCCAUCUUUAUUGAAACCACCAACGAACUUUUCAAGAUCAUGUCAGACCAUAUCCUUUCUUCAUUGCCAGCUUCUGAGUGGCUACCAGCUUAAGAGUUAAAAUUAAAGAUUAAUGCGGUAUGAAAGUGUAAAUAGGAAUGUUUUGUUUUUAUACUUUGUUUUAUAAAAAUAUUUCUUGUUACCAAACUGUUCACCUAUAUGUAGUACCUAUUUCCAACAUUUUGUGUAAAUAUUUUAUUAAACGUUAAUAUCAAGUAUACAGUGUGGAACAGCCAAAUGGAAUAAAUUCAGUAUCUCAAUUAUUGUGCAAUGUGCAUAUUUAUAAAAAAUCCCGAGACACGUCGAUUUUGGAUUGUGAAAUAACAACCCCCUUCGAAUGGCAGUUACAACCCCUAAAUUUUUAAAUGCGAAGUAACGGCCUAUGAUGUCUCAUUUGAAAGGAAGGUAUUUACAUUCUCUAUUCAAAAAUACUAUGGUUUUAAUAUUUAUUGUAAAAAUUAGCAGUAAAAAAAUAAAUUCAUCAGUUUGACGAAAUUCGCUACAGCAAACUAAAAAAAACUUAAUUUCAAGGAAGAUGUUCAAAAUUAGUUCCUUGGAUGUCUUGGCCGUAUUCCAAUUGUAAAUAAAAAUGUCUUCUAACGUUUUCCAACAUCUGAGGCGUGACCGACCUAACCGCAACCAUUAUUUUUUUGCAAUAAAAUUGGCAAUGCCAGCUGUGAAUAAUUUUGAUAAGUUUUUGUAUCUUCUUUUUAUUUGAAAAUGUUGAAAGAGAAAAACACUGAAAUUGUUUUUGCUAAAUUUUUGUUGUAACAAAUUUUGUUAAU